Molecule: messenger RNA, 1281 nt
Organism: Haliotis rubra (blacklip abalone)
Lineage: Eukaryota; Metazoa; Mollusca; Gastropoda; Lepetellida; Haliotidae
Product: probable methyltransferase-like protein 24
Exons: 9
Coding region: 281-1219 (312 amino acids)
Source: RefSeq, a predicted model, not a curated record
UAUUGAUCUGGAAUUUGAAAGCGGGUCACGGGUUGGCAUACCCGUUAUCAAUGUCUCUAUUGCGCUCCAACAACACGACAUUGCCGAUAUUAUUUAUUUUACGUGAUCAUUCACUGCUCCCGGUUCCUUAGCAACGCCCACUUGACGCACUGGUCAAUAGAUCUGCCUGUAAGGACGGUGAUCUCACGUUAACAGCAAACUCGCCUGUUUUGCACGCGUUGAAGGUCGUUCUGAUGUCCUUGUCACAGGCCAACAGUUGAAGUCUCGUUGUGAGGAUAGUAUGACGUCUAAAGAAAGGAUUGCCGGAUUUAUAGUUGGGGUUGGUUGUGCAGCCACGUUUCUUCUCAUCUACUCCCCGCUGCAGCAAGUCACAGAUAGGAAGGAUGGACCCAAUGAACAUAAUACGGUGUCUAACGUGGUGGUAAUGCCGAGCAUGCAAAGAAAAUCAGACUGGAAGUUGAAUGCAGAAAGAAACGUGGAUGGACCACUCAAGGAACUCCGUCAGCAGGGACAGAUUGUACUACCGGAGAAAGAUGCUAUAGCGAAAAUGACCGUCAGUCAAGCGUUCAAAACAUACCACAGUUACCUUGACAACGUAGAUACAAUGUGCUACCGGAAGUUGCGCAUGGGAAAACUGGGAGAUGGAGGCUGGGAGAUCUGUGACGAUGCCAACUACCGACCAGUAAAGCCAUGUAUCGUGUACUCGUUUGGAAUCAGCAACGAUUUUUCUUUUGACGAUGACACGGCCAAAAACUACGAGUGUAAUGUCUUUUCCUUUGAUCCAAGUAUGACCCAGGCAUCCUACCAGAGGUCACCGCGUGUCCGGUUUUUUAAAUCAGGCCUUGGCGGAAAAGACCAGAAGAGCAAUUCCUGGGAUUUACAGACAUUGACAACCAUCAAGAAAAUGUUGAACCACACCGGGAAAUAUAUUGAUGUUUUAAAGAUGGACAUCGAAAAUUCAGAAUGGCCCUCGCUACCCAACAUGGUGUCAUCCGGCGAACUGUCGAACGUCGGACAGUUUCUCGUGGAAUAUCACGGACCUUGUAGCAACUUGAAUGACUGCGUCAGCAAACUGAAAAUAUUGAAAGACGUCCAUGAUGCAGGAUUCAGGAAGUUUUAUGUUCACAAAAAUCAUAACUGUGGACUUACUAAUGCUUUAUUUCCAGUCAUAAGGACAUUUUGCUAUGAGAUUCAUUACGUUAAUAUCAAGCUUAAGUGAAGUCCAUGUUUAGUGAGUGAGUGAGUUUAGUCUUACACCGCUUGUAACAAUAUUCCAGCAAC